Molecule: messenger RNA, 1065 nt
Organism: Pipistrellus nathusii (Nathusius's pipistrelle)
Lineage: Eukaryota; Metazoa; Chordata; Mammalia; Chiroptera; Vespertilionidae
Source: the annotation of a GenBank genome assembly
AUGGGGAGCGGAGCCAGUGCCGAGGACAGGGAGCUGGCCAAGCGGUCCAGGGAGCUGGAGAGGAAGCUGCAGGAGGACGCGGACAAGGAGGCCAAGACGGUCAAGCUGCUGCUGCUGGGGGCCGGGGAGUCGGGGAAGAGCACCAUCGUCAAGCAGAUGAAGAUCAUCCACCAGGACGGCUACUCGCCGGAGGAGUGCCUGGAGUACAAGUCCGUCAUCUACGGCAACGUGCUGCAGUCCAUCCUGGCCAUCGUCCGCGCCAUGCCCACCCUGGGCAUCGACUACGCCCAGCUGAGCUGCGCGGACGCCGGGCGGCAGCUCAACAACCUGGCCGACUCCCUGGAGGAGGGCACCAUGCCUGCCGAGCUGGUGGAGGCGAUCAGGCAGCUGUGGCAGGACGGCGGGGUGCAGGCCUGCUUCGACAGAGCGGCGGAGUACCAGCUCAACGACUCCGCGGCCUACUACCUCAACCAGUUAGACCGGAUCACAGCCCCUAACUACCUCCCCAAUGAGCAAGAUGUGCUCCGGUCCAGAGUCAAAACCACAGGCAUCAUCGAGACCAAGUUUUCCGUCAAAGACCUGAACUUCAGGAUGUUUGACGUGGGGGGGCAGAGGUCGGAGAGGAAGAAGUGGAUCCACUGCUUCGAGGGGGUCACGUGCAUCAUCUUCUGUGCGGCCCUCAGUGCCUACGACAUGGUGCUGGUGGAAGACGACGAAGUGAACCGCAUGCACGAGUCCCUGCACCUGUUCAACAGCAUCUGCAACCACAAGUUCUUCGCGGCCACGUCCAUCGUCCUCUUUCUCAACAAGAAGGACCUCUUUGAGGAAAAAAUCAAGAAGGUGCACCUCAGCAUCUGCUUCCCCGAGUACGAGGGAAACAACUCUUAUGAGGACGCAGGGAAUUAUAUCAAGAGCCAGUUCCUUGACCUCAACAUGCGAAAAGAUGUCAAAGAAAUCUACAGCCACAUGACCUGCGCUACGGACACGCAAAACGUCAAGUUUGUGUUUGACGCAGUUACAGAUAUCAUCAUCAAGGAGAACCUCAAGGACUGCGGGCUCUUCUAG